Molecule: messenger RNA, 531 nt
Organism: Symbiodinium sp. CCMP2592
Lineage: Eukaryota; Dinophyceae; Suessiales; Symbiodiniaceae
Source: the annotation of a GenBank genome assembly
AUGGAGCAGAUUGCGCACAUGACGGCACACGAUCUGGGUUCCAUGCUCAUAUCCUCCGAGACCGGCUUGGAGCCGGUCACAGAGCAGUGGGUCCGUGACGUCGUGCGGCUCUUCGACGGUGAGAUGACUUGCUGCAGGCUCAACCACCAUGGCAAGGACAUCUGCGACAAGGAAACCCUGGUCGUUCCUCUGCUUGGCGUCUGGUUUGUGCUGAGAAGCUGGAUGGAUCGGAAGCCUACCGGCGACGAUAACCUGGAGGCACCUCCGGGAGCCCAGCUUGUCUACCGCCUCAUGCGCGACCAGAUGGACAGUGUCUUCCCACCCACGUUCCAAUUUAACACGAAGGCUGGUUUCGAAGAGCGAGAGCUCUUCGGCAGCCUCAUCGAACACCUGGAAUCUCAUCUCCACGUCCUGAUGUCUGACAGCGAUGUGGCGUUGAGAUCGGAGGAAGUCCUCCGGACCCCAAGGGCCUCUUUGAGGUCGUGCGACUCAAACGAGCGCGAAGAAGAUGCCGAUGUAAUACAGAUGUGA